This is a messenger RNA of Chara braunii, 2138 nucleotides long. The record is from the annotation of a GenBank genome assembly. NCBI's taxonomy places the organism in Eukaryota, Viridiplantae, Streptophyta, Charophyceae, Charales, Characeae.
CCUUAGAUUGAGUCAGUAGGUUUGUCAGUCAGGGGUUAGAGUCGACAUGGUGAGGUUUGGAACCACCGCCCGGUUGUGCACUUUUCACCAUGGUUGAGACCCGCAGUGGGAAGGACACUAGCCCCUACACCAAGGAGCAGCAAGAAAAGAUGGCCGCCUUAGUUAAGGAGAAUAGGGAGAGAAAAGAGCGCGAGAAGCAAGCGAAGUUAAAAGCUAUCGCAGAUGAGCAGGCGGCCAAGAUGAAGGAGUUGGAAGAGGAGAUGGAGAAAAAGAAGAAGGUUGUUGAAGAAGAAGUGGCAGCAGAAGAAGAAAAAGAGAGAAUGCGUAUUGAGAGUAGAGAGGCGAGUAGUGGCACGAAGAGAGAUACAGACGCAGAGAUGGAGAAGAAACUGAGUGAGUGGGUCGCUAAUUUAUCGUUGGGGGAAGAUGAGGAGGCAGAGUCCUAUGUGACUCCGGAUGAGAGGGAAGCGCUGGCCAAUGAGCUAGCAGCAAUGACAGAUCCUAUGGAACGGCAAGAUAGGGAGGAGGAACAAAAGUUAGCAUGGAAGUUGAGGAUGAAGAGGGAGAAGAAGAGGACGAGAGAGGAAGUGAAUAAACUGACAGCAGAGGUGGCAAAGGUGCAGGAGUGCAGGAAGAACUGUUGGCCCAGCCAAAUGACAAUGCCAAGUGGGAUAAAGUGUGUAGACAACACCUUGGCACAUUGUUGUCUCAGUGCUCCCGCGUUUGCGCGACUAGUGAAAAAGGAGCAGUUAGAGGACCAGGUCUUUUUAGUUUAUGUUAGACCUGUCACUGAGGCCAAGGAGAAAGAUAGCUCCACAAAUCCAACGAUUGCCAAGCUGCUGGAACAGUUCAAAGAUUUGACUGAGCUGCCGACAGGAGUAGUGUCGCGAUCGAUCCAGCACAGGAUAGAGAGAGAACCUGGCAGUAAAACUCCUAAGGACGCAGUUUACAGGAUGUCCCCUAGAGAGUUAGAGGAGCUUCGCAAGCAGUUAGACGAACUCCUCGAGAAAGGUUGGAUCAGGCCCAGUUCAUCUCCUUUUGGAGCACCUGUCCUGUUUGUCCCCAAAAAGGAAGGAGAGUUGAGAAUGUGUAUAGACUAUAGGGGUUUGAAUGCUAUCACAGUGAAGAAUGUUGAGCCGCUGCCCAGGAUAGACGAUCUCCUAGAUCGGGUGCAGGGUUGCAAGUAUUUCUCUAAGAUAGACUUGAAGUCCGGUUAUCAUCAGAUAGAGGUCCAUCCUGAUGACCAGUACAAGACUGCGUUCCACACUAAAUAUGGGCAUUAUAAGUUUAUAGUGAUGCCCUUUGGACUAACCAACACGCUAGCCACCUUUCAGCGUUGUAUGAAUGAUUUGUUCAGACCAUGGUUAGAUAAGUUUGUGGUAGUCUAUCUAGAUGAUAUCUUAGUUUUUAGUAAGACCCUCCAGGAGCACCAGGGUCAUCUAAGGCAGGUCUUGGAGAAGCUACGAGAGGCUAACUUCAAGAUCAACGCAAAGAAGUGCGAGUGGGCCAAGACACAAGUCUUGUACUUGGGCCACGUAUUAAAUGGAGACGGCAUUAAGCCGGAGGACAGCAAGCUCGCGGCGAUUAGAGAUUGGUCGACGCCCUGCACAUUGACAGAGUUGCGGUCGUUCCUAGGCCUAGCUAACUACUACAGAAAGUUCGUGAGGAACUUCUCCACUAUCGUCGCUCCCUUGCGCAGGUUGCUUAAGAAAGAGGCAAUCUGGCAAUGGGACAAAGAUUGUACGUCUGCGCUAAAGAGAUUGAAGCGCGCACUGAUAGAGUACCCUGUCCUCAAAGUAACUGAUCCGUCCCUGCCAUUUGUCGUCACGACGGACGCAAGUCAGUAUUGGAUAGGCAUCGUGUUGCAGCAGGAUGACGGCCAUGGCUAUAGACCCGUAGAGUUCAUGUCCGCGAGGAUGCCCUCAGAGAAGGUAGCCACCUCGACGUACGAGAGAGAACUCUACGCUCUCAGGCAGGUUCUAGACCACUGGAAACAUUACCUGCUUGGGAGGCACUUCAAAGUAUAUUCUGACCACGAGACCCUUAGAUGGUUGAAGAUGCAGGCCAAGAUGACACCUAAGUUGACUAGGUGAGCCGCAGAGAUAGACCAAUAUGACUUUGAGCUUAAGCCAGUGAAG